Messenger RNA from Episyrphus balteatus (marmalade hoverfly), 990 nucleotides. It is a transcript of the gene Trax, whose product is annotated as translin-associated protein X. Lineage: Eukaryota; Metazoa; Arthropoda; Insecta; Diptera; Syrphidae. Gene Ontology annotation, molecular function: RNA endonuclease activity; sequence-specific DNA binding; RNA binding. Gene Ontology annotation, cellular component: nucleus; cytoplasm. The record is from RefSeq and is a predicted model, not a curated record. The transcript is spliced from 3 exons. The coding region runs from base 8 to 880 and encodes 290 amino acids.
UUAAAAAAUGUCUUUUAAACCAAACCACAAUCGUUCUCGGAAUAAAAAUUCCAAACCUCAUAAUAAGGACGCAGUCCCAGUCGACGAAUCAAACCCAGUUAUAAUUGCAUUUAAACAAUAUGCACUUGAAUUGGAUGAUAAACAUGAUCGCUAUGAACGUAUCGUCAAGCUGAGUCGUGAUACCACAAUCGAAUCCAAGCGAAUUAUUUUCUUAUUGCAUACAAUUGAUCCAAACAAAAACAACAAAGAAAAGAUUCUCCUCGAAGCAAAAACACGAUUAGACAAUCUUAUUUCUAAUAAAUUCUUUGAAGUAGCCAAGGAAUUGGAAAAUCGUGAUCCCUAUCAAUAUAUGCGUGCUUACUGUGCUGGCUUGCAAGAAUUCAUUGAAGCCUACACUUAUUAUGAAUAUCUCAAUGAAUCGGAGCUAUCCGAUUGGAUUGUUUUGCAAGGAAGAAUGAAAUUCACUUUUACUCUGGAACCCAAAGAAAGUGACGAGUCUAUUGAACCCAAGGAAGUUGACGAAUGUAUUGAAAAGGUUGAAAAGACUGUAGAGUGCCUUGUCGAUCCAACUGAAUACAUUCUUGGAUUGGGUGAUUUGACUGGAGAAUUGAUGCGUCGUUGUAUUAAUUCUUUGGGAAGUGGUGAUACAAACACUUGUCAGGAUUCUUGUAAGGUUUUACAGAAUUUCUAUAAAGGAUUUUUAGGACUUCAUUCAGUUAGAAAUCGUGAAUUUGGAAGGAAAUUGUAUACAUUACAUCAGAGUGUUAUUAAGGCCGAACAUGUUUGCUAUAACGUUAAGGUUCGUGGGGGAGAAGCAGCUCGUCGUGGAACUAUGGCAGAUGAUAAACCAGCAGAUGAUUUUGAUGAAGGGUUCUUUUAAAUAAAAAGAAAUAAUGAUUUAUACUUAUGUAAUUUAUCCUUAAAAUCAAACUUAUUUGCUUUUUUUUUAACUUUUUGAACUUGAAUAAAAAAAAAACUUAAGUCUCAAUA